CACCUCGCCGUAGUCCUCCUCCUCAAAGCGGGAGCGGAGACACGCAGCAGCGCCAGAGCCGUGCGCCUCUCAGGGGGAAAGUGAUUAUCCCAGCGGACCUGGUCGGAUGUUUGAGACUAUUGGAAAGACCACUGAAGCCUAUUUUCUUUUUGAAUUCAACCUGUAACCAGCCCGGAUACUUGCAGGAUCUGUGAGGCUCUACUGUAACCAUGGGGGACGUGGUUUCCUCUCACCUGGAUGAGAGCAGGCGGGAGAUGAUUACAGCUCGGACCAGAGAUGUGAUGAAGGAGUUUGGCGACGUGUACGAGCAGCAGUACGCAGUCGCCCUCUUCAAUAGCGUCCGCUUUGAGAUAGAGGGAGGAGGAGGAACACAGUCACAGCUGCUUCACAGAAAGGACCCUCUGGCAGGCCGGUCCAUCUUCUCAGGGUGUCUGUUUCAGUAUCUGGAGGAGAAUCGGAAAUGGAGGAAUCGCUUUGUAUCCGUGCCAAACAGCUACGACAUCAGCCUCUAUGAGAGCAAAACAGCACAUGAACGGGGCCUCCACCCAAAGGCAACCAUCAACUGCGCCGGAUACAAGGCCCUUGACUCAUUAGAGGAAUACAUGGAGCUGAUAAAUACCAGCCUGCCAGGUAUCAAGGCCAAAGUGAGCAGUCAUCCGUUUAUCAAGUGUGCGACCCAGUACCCCCUCAUCCUGUGGCACCCGUACGCCCGCCACCACUACUUCUGUGUGAUGACAGAGAAGGAGCAGAAGAAGUGGCACGCCGUGCUGCAGGACUGUGUCAGACACAGUAACAAUGGUCUGCCAGAGGACUGCACUGUUAAAACACCAGCCUUCACUGAUACUGUGAGACAUCACAGACAAGCCAAAGGACACUAUGGGACCUGGGAUAUGAUGUGUGGAGCACCCCCACAGAUUUUGGCAAAUCUGGUGAUGGAGACCCUCCACCCGGAGCUGAGAAACAUUAUUGGUCCUCGUCUGAGGGGGAAAAUGCAGCAGAGGCAGCGACACUGGAUGUUGAUCUCUGAUGCAGUGUACAAGCAGGUGUUGUCUCAGACCACCGGCCAGUAUGAAGCACUGGUCGAAGCCUGUGAGGCCCAGAAAGCUCCACUGGAUGCCAGACUGCGAACAGACAUGGACCAGAUCAUCACGUCUAAGGAGCAUGUCAGUGGCAAGAUACGAGCCCUGGUGUUACCCAAGGCGGAGCAGCUCCUACGGACCAACGUCCAGCCCUACAUCAGCUCCAUACUGGAGGCCCUGAUGGAGCCCACCAGCCGAGGUUUCUCCGAGGUCAGGGACGUUUUCUUCAGGGAGCUGGUGGAGAUGAGCAAGAACUCGCUAAACGGAGGGGGCAAAGAAAAACUGGGAGAUCACAUGGACAGGCUGUCCAUGCUCGCCUUCCACCCGGUGAAGAUGCAGAGCUGCUACGAGAAGGUGGAGCAGCUCAAUCUGGAGGGGCUGCAGCAGAGGUUCGACGUCGCCAGCCCCUCUGUGUUCGUCAGCAGGGCUCAGAUUCUCAUGAGGGAGCAAAUGGACAACGCAGUGUACACAUUCGAGCAACUGUUCAACCAGUCUAUAGAGAACCAGGGAGAGGACGACUUGUGCAAGAACAUCCAGCGAUGCCAGGACAGGGUUCUCAAGAAAUAUGAUUACGACAGCAGCACAGUGCGCAAGAAGUUCUUCAGAGAGGCUCUGCUGCAGAUCACCAUCCCGUACAUGCUGCAGCAGCUCUCGCCAUCCUGCUCACCUGAGCUGCCUCGCUUUAAAGAGCUCAUCUUUGAGGACUUCUCCCGUUUCCUGCUGGUGGAAAAUAUGUUUGAGGAGGUGGUGCUGCAGUCUGUCUCCAAGGACAUAAUGAUGGCUGUGAAGGAGGCAGCUGUCCAGAGGAGACACAAUCUCUACAGGGACAGCAUCAUUCUGACCAACAGUGACCCAAACUUGCACCUGCUCGGAGAAACCCCCGGAGUGGACUGGGCUGCUAAGUUUGGGGCUGAUGAGACAGAGGGCUCUGUCGGUGGUGGCGGUAUUGACGGAGGAGGUUCUGGGAGCAGACGCAAGCAGGUGGUGUCCAUGAUCCAGCUGGACGGGAUGCCUCUGCCCUUCGAGUCCUGCCUGGAGGUCCCAGGUGUGGAGCUCAUCCCUGAGGAGGAUGCUGAGGUGACCGAGGGCAUAGAGGAGGAUGGCGGGGAGGAUGAGGAGGACUCUGACCUGCCAAAGGAACCCAUGUCUCCUGACAGUGUGGAUGAAAUCAGGGACCUGAUUAACCCUGUGGUGGAGGUGGCGCUUCCAGUUGCAGAGGAGAGUGAGGAAACCAACAGGACGGAGGAGACUACAGGCACCCUUACCACAGAGGACGGGGUGCAGGAGGAUGUGACGCACGUCACCACCAUCGUGAACGUCCCCAGGAAAUCUGUGCGAGACAAGACGUCCACAAAAGCAAUGCUGGAGCAGCUGGUGGGAAGCAAAAAGCAGGAAGCUGAUAAGGAGCAUCAGGAGGAGGCAGCCAUCAAGAACGCCAUUGAGGAGAUAGAGACGGCGGAGAAAGAAGACGACAGUGAACGGAUUGCUGAAGUCUCUGCAACAGAAUCAGAUGAGUCAUCGCUGCCACAACUGGCUACAGACUCCGGCUCGCGUAACGACAGCGGCUUCCAGUCGCCGACCAAUGAGGGGCUGGAUGAAAGUGAGCCUCAGCCAAUUACAAAUGGUCUGAACGGAGAGGACAAAAUUAUCGACCCUGCAGAUGUGGAAGUGUCAGUAGCGUAGGAGGAUAAUCGUCUGAACAGAACUCUGAAACUGGAGACGGAAACAGCAGGUUGUGCGUCACAUGUAAUGGGAGAGAGUGAAUUAAGACUGUAUUGUUGUUGAUAUUGCACACUCUAAAACCAACUCUCCCGUCCUCCCCUUGACUUUUUUCUUUGGUGGUUGGUUCCUUUCUACACAGCUUAGUGAAUCUCAAUGCAAAGCUUUGUCAUAUUUUGUGUAUGACACUAAUUAAAACAUACCUUCAUGCUAUGUUAAUAUGCUGAUCUCAAGGAUUUAAAGGAGUAAUCCGCUUUUUUAAACUCACAAAAUAAGGGAGAAAGUCUAAACAAGAACGUCAUCUAAGUUAUUAAUGUUUUCCAUUUGUGUUAAAGGUUUGUUUACAUCAGUAAAGUCUGUAAACACAGCAGGAAAUCAGGCCUUUUUUUAAUGUAUGGCUUCAAUGAUUCACAGCCUCUACCUGGGCAGCAGGGGGUGCUACAGUACAACCAGCCUUUAGAUGUUGUACGGGGGUUGUGUAUUUUCACUACUAUUUUUUUUGAUAUACCGGUAUCUAUUUUUGUAAAAUGUAACUUCCAUAUGUAGUUUGUUUACUUGGAAAGCUUCUCCGGUAUUCACAAAUGGCCUUUAUGUUUCAACACACGAUGUUUUAGCACAAUCUGUCAGGAAUGAUUUGCACUUCCACUGUGAUUUAAUGAGUAAGAUGGUUUCAUCUCUUUUGAAAAAAAAAAAAAAAAAAAAAAAAACACCAAAACUUA
Molecule: messenger RNA, 3517 nt
Organism: Epinephelus lanceolatus (giant grouper)
Lineage: Eukaryota; Metazoa; Chordata; Actinopteri; Perciformes; Serranidae
Gene: niban2a
Product: niban apoptosis regulator 2a
Source: RefSeq, a predicted model, not a curated record